CUACAGAGGAAUCAUUCAUGGUCAGUGAACAAUUUCCUGAUGACUGGUCCAAAGGCUUACUUGAUCUACUCCAGCAGCGUGGCAGCUGGUGCCCAGAGUGGUAUUGAAGAAUGCAAAUACCAGUUUGCCUGGGACCGCUGGAACUGCCCUGAGAGAGCCCUGCAGCUGUCCAGCCAUGGUGGCCUUCGCAGUGCUAAUCGGGAGACAGCAUUUGUACAUGCCAUCAGUUCUGCCGGGGUUAUGUACACUCUGACUAGAAACUGCAGCCUUGGGGAUUUUGACAACUGUGGCUGUGAUGACUCCCGCAAUGGGCAACUGGGGGGCCAAGGCUGGCUGUGGGGAGGCUGCAGCGACAACGUGGGCUUCGGAGAGGCAAUAUCCAAGCAGUUCGUCGAUGCCCUGGAGACAGGACAGGAUGCUCGGGCAGCCAUGAACCUGCACAACAACGAGGCUGGCCGCAAGGCGGUGAAGGGCACCAUGAAACGCACGUGUAAGUGCCACGGCGUGUCUGGCAGCUGCACCACGCAGACCUGCUGGCUGCAGCUGCCUGAGUUCCGAGAGGUGGGCGCGCACCUGAAAGAGAAGUACCACGCAGCUCUCAAGGUGGACCUGCUGCAGGGUGCUGGCAACAGCGCGGCGGGCCGCGGCGCCAUCGCAGACACCUUUCGCUCCAUCUCCACGAGGGAGCUGGUGCACCUGGAGGACUCCCCAGACUACUGCCUGGAGAACAAAACGCUAGGACUGCUGGGCACCGAAGGCAGAGAGUGCCUGCGGCGCGGCCGGGCCCUGGGCCGCUGGGAGCGCCGUAGCUGCCGUCGGCUCUGCGGGGACUGUGGGCUGGCGGUGGAGGAGCGCCGCGCCGAGACCGUGUCCAGCUGCAACUGCAAGUUCCACUGGUGCUGCGCGGUCCGCUGCGAGCAGUGCCGCCGCCGGGUCACCAAGUACUUCUGCAGUCGCGCGGACCGGCCGCGGGGGGGCGCGGCGCACAAACCCGGGACAAAACCCUAAGUGUCCCCUUCCGCACUCUCCUUUCCCAAUUUGUCCUUG
Messenger RNA from Balaenoptera musculus (blue whale), 1047 nucleotides. It is a transcript of the gene WNT8B, whose product is annotated as Wnt family member 8B. Bases 40 to 1008 code for a protein of 322 amino acids. Gene Ontology annotation, molecular function: frizzled binding; cytokine activity. Gene Ontology annotation, cellular component: extracellular region. Gene Ontology annotation, biological process: multicellular organism development; canonical Wnt signaling pathway; cell fate commitment. The transcript is spliced from 6 exons. The record is from RefSeq and is a predicted model, not a curated record. Lineage: Eukaryota; Metazoa; Chordata; Mammalia; Artiodactyla; Balaenopteridae.